AUGAAGUUUUUAACUACAAACUUUGUGCAGUGUGCCGUUCAGUCUUGUGCUCGCUCUUCUGAUGCAUUCCCUCUGAAAUACUCCGAGUGCCAGCUGGUUCAAAAAGAAAUCGAUUUCGACCCAGAGUUCAUUGCUCACAUGCUCCAAAAACUCGAUUGGGAUGCCCUGGUGGAGGUGGCUGCUGAGCUCGGAAACAGCUCGCUGCCGCCACAGAAACCAACCAUCGAAGAUGCCCAAGCUGCCGAAAACGAGCAGCUGCUCCGCGAUUUGCACUCGCUGCUCCUGGAGACCCAAAUCGAGCAGGGCGUUAUGACCUGCAAAAACUGUGGUCACCUGUACCACAUUAAGAACUUCAUUCCUAAUUUCCUUCUUCCUCCACACCUCGCAUAG
Wickerhamiella sorbophila is the source of this 390-nucleotide messenger RNA. RefSeq lists its product as hypothetical. NCBI's taxonomy places the organism in Eukaryota, Fungi, Ascomycota, Dipodascomycetes, Dipodascales, Trichomonascaceae. The coding region runs from base 1 to 390 and encodes 129 amino acids. The transcript has a single exon. Gene Ontology annotation, biological process: rRNA (guanine-N7)-methylation; peptidyl-glutamine methylation; tRNA methylation. The record is from RefSeq and is a predicted model, not a curated record. Gene Ontology annotation, molecular function: protein heterodimerization activity.